AUGGCUUCUCAAUUACUACCCCUCGAACUCAUCGACAAAUGCGUUGGAUCGAGAAUCUGGGUUAUUAUGAAGGGCGAGAAGGAGUUUAGCGGCACACUCGUUGGAUUCGACGACUACGUCAACAUGGUUCUGGAGGAUGUCACGGAAUUCGACUACACUGGCAACCACACAAAGCUACCCAAGAUUCUGCUAAACGGCAACAAUAUCUGCAUGCUAAUCCCUGGUGGCGAGGGUCCGGGCGAGGCAUGA
Messenger RNA from Akanthomyces muscarius, 249 nucleotides. RefSeq lists its product as uncharacterized. The record is from RefSeq and is a predicted model, not a curated record. Lineage: Eukaryota; Fungi; Ascomycota; Sordariomycetes; Hypocreales; Cordycipitaceae. Gene Ontology annotation, cellular component: U6 snRNP; U4/U6 x U5 tri-snRNP complex; Lsm1-7-Pat1 complex. Gene Ontology annotation, biological process: mRNA splicing, via spliceosome. Gene Ontology annotation, molecular function: RNA binding. The coding region runs from base 1 to 249 and encodes 82 amino acids. The transcript is spliced from 6 exons.